AGGUCUCAUUUUAAAGAUGAAGGUUCAAGCUAUGACACAGUUUUUUUUUUUUUUUUGGAAUUCUUGAAAAAGCUUCAUUUUCAUGGAAAAAUAUGUCACAAAGUGAAUCUUUUUGACACUAUAUUUCUAUUGAUUUUAAGAGAAUAAUUAUCCACAAGUAGUAAUAAUCUGGCAUAUUUCUUUUCAUUUGCUUUUGUCAAAUGUACUAUUAUUUUUGCGACAUACAAAAGUUUCUGUCACACGGUAAUUCGAUUAUUAAAUUACACGUGAAGGUUAUACAAGGGAUAUAACCUACAUAAUCUUAAUAUACCGAUGUAACAGGCGCAUAGUGAGAACAGUGUUUUCCUUGUAGUUCAUGUUUUGUUUAUGCCAUAUCUGUCAUUGAAGUCACAUACGUUACGAAGUUAAGAUAGUAAAGAGCUUAUAAAUCAUGGAAUAUCAUAAUGUCAUCUCUCGUAAUAAUGAUAAUCCUAAAACAAUUGAAAUGAAAACAUUCGAAAUACAGGAUAACUUAACCUGAUAAAAUUAUUUGGAUCUUUUCCUCAUAAAUAUAAAAAAUGUGGAAAACGACAAUGAUACUCGCAAAUACAAUUAUAGGGUUAACUUCAAAAAUCGCAAGAAAGAAAAGAUAUUUUCCAGCGUCAUUUGUAAGUUGUGAUCCAAUUAGAUAUGCUCAUUCUGACAUCCCAUUACCAGAUUUUGAAGGGAUAUUAAAGCCAAAUAAAAAACCACUUGAUUCAAAUGAAAAUCGAAAAUGUUUAAAUUAUGCCGUAUCUUUUGUUGCUGGAGUAACUUGUAUGUAUACUUUUAAGUCUCAUAUGUUGCAUUAUAUAAUGUAUUUGGCACCAUCUCGUGAUGUACUGGCUACGGCUCAAACAGAAGCCACAUUGACUAAUAUACCAGAAGGGAAAGUUGGAAUUGUUAAAUGGCGAGGAAAACCAGUUUUUCUUUACCAUAGAGCACAAAAUAUUAUUGAGCAAGAAAGAGCAGCCGAUAUAUCAAUUUUGAGAGAUCCUCAAACGGAUGACGAAAGAGUGAAAAAACCCGAAUGGCUAAUUGUCAUUGGAAUUUGCACUCAUUUAGGAUGCAUACCUAUUCCUAAUUCUGGUAUUAUUCCAGGAGGUUUCUUUUGUCCUUGUCACGGAUCGCAUUAUGAUGCGGCCGGACGUAUACGAAAAGGACCAGCACCUAUUAAUCUUAAUAUUCCUAAAUACGAAUUCAUUAAUGAUGAAAAGAUAAUUAUCGGUUAAGUGGCUUUAUCAGUUUUUUUUUUAUUCAUGCCGAAUAACUUGUAUUUAUAGAAUUAAUUCUAAGUUUUGACAUUAUCUGCAUUGACUUUAUGAUAAAAAUAAAAAACCAAUCUACCAUA
Vespa velutina is the source of this 1369-nucleotide messenger RNA. RefSeq names its product cytochrome b-c1 complex subunit Rieske, mitochondrial-like. Lineage: Eukaryota; Metazoa; Arthropoda; Insecta; Hymenoptera; Vespidae. Gene Ontology annotation, cellular component: membrane. The transcript is spliced from 4 exons. Gene Ontology annotation, molecular function: 2 iron, 2 sulfur cluster binding; quinol-cytochrome-c reductase activity. Gene Ontology annotation, biological process: mitochondrial electron transport, ubiquinol to cytochrome c. Bases 558 to 1250 code for a protein of 230 amino acids. The record is from RefSeq and is a predicted model, not a curated record.